AUGAGAUAUGCACCAGAGUUCAGACAGUCCCCCUCACAUCCCCUGAAGAAAUUUGCAGUGUGCGACCCUCCUCUGUACACCGUCUGCGACCGAAAUAUCAGCAGAGAUCGGUGUCAGGGACUCGGGUGCUGCUUUCACAGAGGCGUCUGCUAUGAAAAAGCAGUUCCCACUUAUGUGCAUGUGUUUUUUGCCUUGAUUAUGAUCAUCACCGGGGCCUUUAUUCUCACCAUUAUUUACAGAGUUGUUCAAGAGAGGAAAGAAAAGGAAGUCUGUACAAAAUUACCUCUGUCAUCCAAGCCCAGUGGUAAAAUUAAGGCAGCCUGGUUGGGUAAGCAGGCAGCACUGAAGGCUUGGAUUGGCAAAGCAUGGAAAAGUGAUGAAUGUGAAGAAAGCAUGGAGGGUCUAGUUUGUAAGGUGGAUCCUGCCCUCAGCGUGGGUUUCCUGCUCUAA
This is a messenger RNA of Artibeus jamaicensis (Jamaican fruit-eating bat), 450 nucleotides long. It is a transcript of the gene TEX29, whose product is annotated as testis expressed 29. Bases 1 to 450 code for a protein of 149 amino acids. The record is from RefSeq and is a predicted model, not a curated record. NCBI's taxonomy places the organism in Eukaryota, Metazoa, Chordata, Mammalia, Chiroptera, Phyllostomidae. The transcript is spliced from 5 exons.